Messenger RNA from Yarrowia lipolytica CLIB122, 450 nucleotides. RefSeq lists its product as uncharacterized. The record is from RefSeq and is a predicted model, not a curated record. Gene Ontology annotation, biological process: response to heat; response to salt stress; response to hydrogen peroxide. Lineage: Eukaryota; Fungi; Ascomycota; Dipodascomycetes; Dipodascales.
AUGCACGGCAGACUCGACAACUUUUUCGCAGAGAGACCCUACCUUCCUCACCUGAGAUCUCAUGACAACAGUCUGACUCAGGAUGCUAAGCCCACCGGAGCUCCCUUUGCCCCUCCCAUGGAUUUGUACGACAACGAAAAGCAGUACCUGAUUCAUCUUUCUCUUCCCGGAGUGUUUCCCGACGAUUUGGAGGUUGAGACUGAUGCUGAUCUGAGACUCAUUACCGUCAAGGGAGUGUUCCGAAACCCCUACGAGGACAUGAACGAGAAUCUCAGAAUCAACGAGCGACGAAGCGGCGCCUUCGAACGACAGAUCAAGUUCCCCAAGGGCACUGUUGUUGAGGAAGACAACAUCUCUGCCAAGCUGACUAAUGGUGUUUUGGAGAUUAGUCUCAAAAAGGUGGAGGGUAAAGAGAGAGAGGUCAGACGGAUUAAGGUGGAGUGCUGCUAA